Messenger RNA from Tripterygium wilfordii, 3200 nucleotides. RefSeq lists its product as uncharacterized. The transcript is spliced from 2 exons. The record is from RefSeq and is a predicted model, not a curated record. Gene Ontology annotation, cellular component: chloroplast. The coding region runs from base 1747 to 2955 and encodes 402 amino acids. Gene Ontology annotation, molecular function: double-stranded DNA binding. NCBI's taxonomy places the organism in Eukaryota, Viridiplantae, Streptophyta, Magnoliopsida, Celastrales, Celastraceae. Gene Ontology annotation, biological process: chloroplast organization; regulation of DNA-templated transcription.
AAAGAAGAUAAUUGAAAUAAAAACGAUGCCGUUUAGAGUUACCUGACAUACCUUUUCGGCCUUUUGUUUUGUAAAUGUUCGCGACUUCGUUCCGGAGCAAAGCGAGGGAGUGCCGUCGUUGGAAAAUGCGAGGGGACGAUACGCGUAAAAGCCUUUUGAACGUCUGUAAGGUAUAGAAUCGGAGAGGGUACCAGUGAAUUUUCGUGAGCUGACAACGCUUUGGUCGAGUUUUUGAUGAGAUACCAGAUCAGGUGUCACAACUGGUUUGAUAAUCUUUCAUGCGAAAUUGACAAAUUUUGAAUCAGAAAUUGGCGAUGAAGAAUAUCUGAGGCGAAAACCGAUUAAACAUGAAGCAUGCCAAUUUAUCUGCAAUGAUAAAAAAUUCCAUCUCAUUCUAUGAUUUUGGAUGUCAGCCUUUUGGGUUUGUACCAAGCAUGUAAAUCUAGAUGCUCAAACUUUCUGGCUUUCUACAAGGUUCUGCAGUGAGUAGUUCUUUUGUUCUCAUUUUUAGUUUUCUUCUCUCAUUUUUAGACAUUUAAGUUUAGAUGUAUUAGCAACUUGAAGUUGAAGUGGAUGGAUAUGCAUCUGAAGAUCAUUACUUAUGCUGUUCAAAUCCAUUAUUUUGAGGGAAACAAUGUCAAUAGAUAAAAGUAUUAAGGUUCCCUGUUUGAUGUGAUUGAGUUAUUUUCUUGUGAUUUAUCAACUAUAGUCUUUUCUUCUGGAGAAACCAAAAUCUAACAUAAGAGGUAUUGUUGGUGGUCUUCUCUAUGAUCUCAGUCUUCUUUUUUUUAAAAAUACAAAGGGGAGGGGGAGGGGGAGGGGACCCGAACCCGAACCCGAACCCGAACCCGAACCCUAUUGGAUGGGUUGUCCCUUACAUGCAAAGUCGUUGACAAUCUACUACCAGCUCGUUUGUUAUACAGUAUUUCACUUGAAUUAUGGUUCCAAAAUAUUUGUUGAUUCAAAUAUUUUUUAUAUCGAGUCAUAAUCAAUGUAUGACUGAGGAUAAAGGAUCGUACUUCUUGUGAAAUGCAUUUUCAAUUUCUUUUCUUUGAAAAUGCACAUGACAGGUGAAUCCAUUGCUGCUCCUGUUACCUCUAUUUUAAUCACAAAGAAGAAAGCUUUCUGGGAUGCAAUUACCUUUUUUUUUUUUUUGUAUAUAACCUUACAAAGAGAUUUUGUCCUAAUAAUUUCAAAUGCCUGAAAUGGUUAAGGGUUGGUCAACCCAACAUCCCUAAACCCCUGAACACCUCAAACGAACAAGCCUUAAAUUGUGAUGGCGUCAGUGUGUGUUGGUGACUUCGUUCCGGAGCAAAGCGAGGGAUUGUGAUAUGAUCCUGAGGUUAGUUUAGGUAAAGUCUUUAGUUUAGUCGGUUAAUGGUAGUUAUUAGUCUUUUCUGGUGCAGAGCUGGCAGCCUGGCACAUGUUUGUCUCAUGGUCAUUGGGUCUUAUAUUAGGAGGAUAAGUCAGUUUGUAAAGUCAGUUUUUGAUAUUACGAAUGAAAUUGGAAUUCUUUCUCUUUGCCAUUUCCAUCUUCUUAUGCAAGGUUAAGGUUGAAGGGGUUUAUCAGAUUGCCAUCGUUUGAGAAUGCGAGGGGACGAUACGCGUCAAAGCCUUUUGAACAUCUGGAAGGUGUAGAAUCGGAGAGGGUACCAGUGAAUUCUCGUAAGCUGACAACGGUGAGUUCCUUCUUUGAUUGCUCCGGUUAUAGUCAUCUUCUAUUGUUCUCCUUCGAUUUCUGUCGCAAUGUUUGGGUAUCAUUGUAACAAAAGAUUACAAUUACUGCGAUUUCCAUUGGGAAAUCUGAACGCCCAUUUGAGAUUGUUUGAAAAGCAUGAAGCUUUUAUCAUCCCCAAAUCGUAUUCAUCAAGUGCUAUCAAGACUCCGAUAGCAGAAGCCCGGGAAGAGAAACCACUGCCAUUUACAGUUUCUUACCUCGUGAAUUCAUUUGGAUUUUCCCUACAAACUGCUAAAUUCUUGUCAAAGAGAGUGUAUUUUGAAAAUUCUGAAAGACCAGAUUCUGUCCUUCAACUUCUCAGAAAUAAUGGACUCACCGACACUCACAUCUCAAAACUCGUCAGGUCAUUCCCAAAUGUGCUUUUAGCUGACACGGAGAAGAGAAUCUUGCCCAAACUUGAGUUUCUUAGGUCGGUAGGUGUUUCGGGAGGCGACCUAGUGGAUGUGGUCUCUUUUGGUGGAAAUUUUUUGCAGCGCAGCCUGGAUAAGAAUAUCAUCCCCUUUUAUAAUUUCUUAAAGAACUUUCUUAAAGACGAUGACAAGAUUCUCCGUGUGUUGAAGUGUGGAACUUUUUUUGGGCGUAAGACUAUGUUGCUUGCUCCCAACAUCUCACUCUUGCAACAGCUAGGAGUUCCCCAAUCAUCAAUUAUGUUGCUGCUUACCCGUAAGCCCAAUGUGCUGUGUAGAAGUGCUGAAAAUUUUAAAACAGAGGUCGAAAAGCUUGUCAGAAUGGGAUUUGACCAUGAAAGAACUAAUUUUGUCUACGCACUUGCUACAAUUUCUUUAAUGUCUAGAGAGUCAUGGGAGCAUAAAUUGAAUGUUUACAAGAGGUUUGGUUGGUCUGAAGAUGAGUUCCUUUCAGCUUUUAGAAGCUAUCCUACAUGUAUGGAUUAUUCCAAGGAGAAUAUUACAAGAAAAAUGGAUUUUUUUGUGAACAAACUUGGUUUGGCCCCUGCAGCUGUUGCUAAAACACCAACAUUCCUGGGUUUCAGUAUGGAUAAGAGGGUAAUCUCUAGGUGUUCAGUGAUCAAAACUUUGUUUAAUGAAGGGUUAAUCAUGGAAAAGCCUGCUUUGUCAACUUUGUUAGGUAUUUCUGAUAAAAGAUUUCGGGAUAGAUUUGUGGUUGCAUACCAGGAGCAGAUGCCUCAGCUGCUUGAUAUCUUUCAAGGGAAAGUGAAAAUCUCCGAAACAGUCUUUAAAUCAGAAGGAAAAUCUUAGUUUAAACCUCUUUAGGACGACAGAGCAUUUCUGUUUCUUCUCAACGCUGAUCAAUUUAUCCCUUCUAAGAUCUCAGUGCGAAUGACAUUUACUUAAUAUGGGAAAUCGACUUCCCUGGAAUCUCUAUUCUGGCUCUGUUGUGAGUAGGUCUGUUUGCUCAUUUCUACUUUAUGUUAUUCUUUUAGACGAGUUGACGGAGAUGUAUCAGAAUGUGACUUCAUUUAAACUUUGAGCUUCCUGAGACU